AUGGUAUCCACCAUUAUGAUUUUGGUUUUCUUUCAGAGCUCAAGAGCUGCUCUUCAAGCUGGUAUCGACAAGCUUGCUGAUGCUGUUGGUCUCACUCUUGGCCCUAGAGGGAGAAAUGUUGUGUUGGAUGAAUUUGGAAGCCCCAAGGUUGUGAAUGAUGGAGUCACCAUUGCUAGGGCUAUUGAGUUACCUGAUGCUAUGGAGAAUGCUGGUGCAGCGCUUAUCCGUGAGGUUGCUAGUAAGACUAAUGACUCAGCUGGUGAUGGGACAACAACUGCAUCUGUCCUUGCUAGGGAAAUAAUCAAACACGGAUUAUUGAGUGUCACUUCUGGUGCCAAUCCUGUGUCCCUCAAGAGGGGAAUCGACAAGACUGUUCAAGCUUUGAUCGAAGAGCUUGAGAAGAAAGCUAGACCUGUCAAAGGUGGUAGUGACAUCAAAGCCGUGGCUACAAUCUCUGCUGGAAAUGAUGAGCUUGUGGGAACAAUGAUUGCUGAUGCCAUUGACAAAGUUGGACCUGAUGGUGUUUUGUCCAUUGAAUCUUCUUCCUCUUUUGAGACUACGGUCGAAGUUGAAGAAGGAAUGGAGAUUGACAGAGGUUACAUCUCACCUCAGUUUGUGACAAACCCUGAGAAACUACUAGUUGAGUUUGAGAAUGCGCGGGUGUUGAUCACUGAUCAGAAGAUCACUGCAAUCAAAGACAUCAUCCCCAUCUUGGAAAAGACCACUCAGCUUCGAGCUCCAUUGCUGAUUAUUGCAGAGGAUGUUACAGGUGAGGCCUUAGCAACCCUUGUCGUGAACAAACUCCGUGGUGUCCUCAAUGUUGUCGCCGUGAAGGCUCCUGGAUUUGGAGAAAGAAGAAAGGCUAUGCUUCAGGAUAUCGCUAUCUUGACAGGAGCUGAGUACCAAGCCCUUGACAUGGGCUUGCUGGUCGAGAACACAACAAUAGAUCAGUUGGGUAUUGCUCGUAAAGUCACCAUAAGCAAAGAUUCGACUACACUUAUCGCAGAUGCAGCUUCCAAGGACGAGUUACAAGCUCGUAUCUCUCAGCUCAAGAAAGAACUAUUCGAGACUGAUUCUGUCUACGACUCAGAGAAGCUCGCUGAGAGAAUAGCUAAACUCUCUGGUGGUGUUGCUGUCAUCAAAGUGGGAGCAGCGACUGAAACUGAGCUCGAGGACCGUAAGCUUCGUAUUGAGGACGCAAAGAACGCUACAUUUGCUGCUAUCGAAGAAGGUAUAGUUCCUGGUGGUGGCGCAACUUUGGUGCAUCUCUCCACUGUGAUUCCUGCCAUUAAAGAGAAGCUGGAGGAUGCUGAUGAACGUUUGGGAGCUGACAUAGUGCAGAAGGCUUUGGUGGCACCAGCUGCGCUUAUUGCGCAGAACGCUGGAAUCGAAGGAGAAGUGGUAGUGGAGAAGAUUAUGUUCAGUGAAUGGGAGAUAGGGUACAACGCCAUGACUGAUACCUAUGAGAAUCUGUUGGAAGCUGGAGUGAUUGAUCCAGCUAAAGUCACGAGAUGUGCGCUUCAGAACGCUGCAUCGGUUGCAGGGAUGGUACUGACCACUCAGGCCAUUGUUGUUGACAAACCCAAACCUAAGGCUCCUGCUGCUGCUCCUCCUCAGGGUCUCAUGGUCUAAUGAAAACACAUUAUAAUCUUAUGGGUCAUAUAUGUUGUCCCCAGUGAUCUCACAAUGUUCUUUUUCGGGUUGAUGAUCUAUUUCCCCACCAAAACUAUCAUAUAGCAUUAAAUCCCCAUAAACUGAAAGGUGUAAACUUA
Molecule: messenger RNA, 1772 nt
Organism: Brassica oleracea var. oleracea
Lineage: Eukaryota; Viridiplantae; Streptophyta; Magnoliopsida; Brassicales; Brassicaceae
Product: ruBisCO large subunit-binding protein subunit alpha, chloroplastic-like
Exons: 7
Coding region: 1-1632 (543 amino acids)
Biological process (GO): protein refolding
Molecular function (GO): ATP-dependent protein folding chaperone; ATP binding
Source: RefSeq, a predicted model, not a curated record